UGUACGCAUUUACUGCACAAUUGACAACAAACAUAUUCAUAUACAGCCAUUUGCCAGUAGUUUAAAAAUAGGUGUUCAGCGUCAGGCCUACAUUUUGUCAGUGAUAUCCGAGUUUGUAAAGGGGAUGUGAGAAUAAUCACUCAUCAUGUGACGAGCUGAUAUCGGAUCGGGCGCGACAGGUUAUUGUUCACUUGUGUCGAGAUGUGGACGACAGUGUUUGUCUUAUUCUUCGCUGUGUGGAAAGUCUCUCUUUCUACACCUGAAGUAACAGCAGAGGAGGAACAUGACUUCAAGAUAUGGAUGUCCAAGUACAACAAAAAAUAUGACUUGAUUGAGUAUUACCAGCGCCUGAAGAUAUUCACUGAGAACAAGAAGGUGAUUGAGACCCAUAAUGCAGGGAAUCACUCAUUCACAAUGGGGUUCAACCAGUUCUCUGAUAUGACCUUUGCUGAAUUCCGGAAGUACUUCCUCUUGAAAGAACCCCAGAACUGCUCUGCCACUCACGGGAACCAUGCAGGAGGAAAGGGACCUUAUCCUGAUUCUAUUGACUGGAGAAAGAAGGGGAAUUAUGUGACACAUGUAAAAAAUCAGGGGGGGUGUGGAAGCUGUUGGACAUUCUCAACCACAGGCUGUUUGGAAUCUGUAACUGCUAUUUCCACUGGAAAGCUACUGUAUCUGUCUGAGCAACAGUUGGUAGACUGUGCCCAGGACUUCAACAACCAUGGCUGUAAUGGUGGACUUCCCAGUCAAGCUUUUGAGUACAUCAUGUAUAAUAAAGGAUUGAUGACAGAAGAUGACUACCCUUAUGAAGGCGUUGAUGACGACUGUAGAUUUAAACCUAAUCUGGCUGCUGCUUUCGUGAAGGAAGUGGUCAACAUUACAAAGUAUGAAGAGAUGGAGAUGGUGGAUGCAGUUGCCAAUCACAAUCCUGUCAGCUUUGCCUAUGAGGUAACUGGUGAUUUCAUGCACUACAAAAGUGGUGUUUACACAAGCACUAAGUGUCACAACACCACAGACAUGGUGAAUCAUGCGGUGUUGGCCGUAGGCUAUGGAGUGGAGAAUGGACUUCCUUACUGGAUCGUCAAGAACUCCUGGGGAACCGAAUGGGGACUGGAUGGGUACUUCUACAUUGAGCAAGGAAAGAACAUGUGUGGCCUGGCAGCUUGUGCUUCUUACCCUGUGGUGUGAAUUAAAUAGAUCAAUGUGAACAGUAGGCUUUGGGCCCUAAAUUACAUUGUCGGCCCAGGACUCAGAAGAGGACUUAAAGGGAUACCACUGUGUAGCACAAGUUUGAAAUGUAGCCUAAUACACAAAUGCCUUUGUCUAAGACCUUAUUGCAAUGCUUGAUAGGCUAUAAUAUCGUCAGUGUUUGAAAAUGUUUAUAGCCCCUACAAAAUGCAGUCUAACUAAAAUAAUCAUAACCACUGAGUUGUAGUCUAACAUAAGCAAUGUUUUUUAAUAGCCUACAACAGGUUGAUUUUCAUCAGCACAUUAAUACUUCGCCUGUUUGCAUUGACUCACUUUGUAUUUUUAGAUUUAAUCUAAACAUGUAAAUGAAGCGUUGUUUAGAAUGCAAGAUGUGUUUUAUUAGGCCUAUUCAACGUGUAAUUUUAUUCUAACUAAAGACUGCUCAGGGUUACCUGUCACUGUG
Molecule: messenger RNA, 1651 nt
Organism: Sardina pilchardus (European sardine)
Lineage: Eukaryota; Metazoa; Chordata; Actinopteri; Clupeiformes; Clupeidae
Gene: ctsh
Product: cathepsin H
Exons: 12
Coding region: 202-1188 (328 amino acids)
Cellular component (GO): lysosome
Molecular function (GO): cysteine-type endopeptidase activity
Source: RefSeq, a predicted model, not a curated record